AACCAGGACGGGGGGGGCGCGCACCCGGGGCGCUGUGUCUGCGAGUCGCUGCAGCAGGAGGGGCCAUGGCCGUGUCUCUGGUCGGCGCCGUGGUGGCCGUGUGCGCCGCGCUGGCAGUGGCCUGCGCGGGCUCGCCGCUGGUCCCGGACGUGUGGGACGCGGGGGACACCAGGGGCUCCCAGGAGGACCCCGGGGUCGGCGAGUACCCGGAGGACCCGGAGGACAACAUCGUGGAGCUGGAGGAGUACCUGCGGGGCGCCCUCGGCCGGCGAGGGGACUCCGCCGCAGUCGCGCCCAGGUACCUCCACGACCCGACCCGGGAUGAGGAGGAAGAGGAGGAGGAUGAGGAGGAUGAGGAUGAGGACAUCCUCGGAGGACCCGAGGCGCGCGCCCAGGACAAGCGGGCAAGCGGGGACGUGGUCAGAGCCAUCGCCCGGGGCUGAGCAGACCUCAGUCGCGGCGGCUGGGACCUAGCGGGCGUGCAGACACCAGCGCUCCGCCCAACCGCCUCCCGUCCCUGCCUCGCAGUCAACACCCUGUCUCACACCCCGCACCCAUUCAUUAGCUACACACCUGCACAAUUCGCGGUCUCGACGGCCUUCAGGAUAGACUGCACAUACCCCCCUGUACACUCGGGGCAAAUAUACGCCAGUUCGUUGGCUGCUGACUUGUGAGUCGUCUCAGAUGGUUUGCUCUGUGAUUCGAUCCUUCUUUGGUUGAGGGUUUAUAACUGGUUGAGAUUCGUCCAGAUGAACAGUAAGCCAAUAGCAAAAUUAUGAAAGAGGUAUAUGUAUUUGAAUUCUAGCCUAUAACCGAAUGAAUCCGCAAAUUUUGCAGGUCUCUAUUCAUUACUAGAGACAAAAAAAAUUCGAGGAUUCAUUUCGGCUAAAAUUCAAACUUGUGAACAAUUCUGCUGGUUCUGCUAUUGGCCCGCAGUUUAACUGGAGCUCUCUGGGCCAAUGGCAGACUAUUUACCAAAGAAGCGUCGAAUCACAAGCCACCCAGUGGAGACGCCUCACAAGUUAGCACCCAAUGAACACGCGUGUUUGCUUGAGCAGUGCAGAGGAUAUUGUAAACUGUACUAGAGGUAAUUGAAUCAGCGAAUUUUUCAGGUCUCUAUUCAUUACUUUCUUCAAAUGCUGUUUCUACAAUUUUAACUCGAUGCCCCUCUUGCAUUUUUUUUUUUAAAUUUUAUAUUCAAACAGAUACCAGCUUAGGGAAAUGUCGUAGGUGUAAAAACAAAAAGGCGGUUGUCUGUAAAGUCGGUUUACGGACGAUAAUUUUACGUGAUAACGUCAUACGAAAACAUUAAUGAAAAAUUGCAUACUUUUUUAAUUUUGAAGUAUUAUUUACUGUUUUUUCAAAUUAUAAUUUAAAUAAUUUGUUUAAAUAUAAUCACGAACAAUUAGUUAAAAAGCCCCGCCUUAACCUGUUUGAUAUUACAGAAGAUUUUCUCGCACGGUGGUUGGCCGGUUCUUGCACGCUAGGCUCAGCCGGAACGUGACAAUGAGUCAUGCUUUUUUCGUGCGUGCAGCCGGCGUUCAUCGACUUAUAAGAUGUUAUCACGUCAAAAAUGACGCGCAGGUCUUCGUGUUUAUCAACAAUUGCACGACAUCUUACUUACACGCAAGAUAUCACACUUUGUGAAUAUCCGUCGGCAGAACUUACAAAUGCAACGGAGGUGUCGAGUAAAAAAAAGUUAGAAAUUGUCGUUUUUUAAAAAAUUAAUUACGAAAAAAACUUGGCGUGUGAAACAGUGGUUUUAGGUAUCCCGUAGUUAAGAUUCACAUUAUUAUCUGGAGGACAUCGCAUCAUCUUUGGAUUAUGAGUGAUUAUUAUACUCGCCAUUAAUGCUCUGUCCCUUACAAAGCUUGGUAACUUUAUUUUAUUGUCAUUACUGUUAAUAAAAAUCUUUUCCUUAA
Molecule: messenger RNA, 1922 nt
Organism: Bacillus rossius redtenbacheri
Lineage: Eukaryota; Metazoa; Arthropoda; Insecta; Phasmatodea; Bacillidae
Exons: 3
Coding region: 66-443 (125 amino acids)
Source: RefSeq, a predicted model, not a curated record